UGCGGCCGUGAUGGUCAGUAAUCCUAGGGGAGGUGGACGGCCCGCCAAGCCUACACUAUUACGUUAAGAUGCAACAUGCGGCCCACCCCGCCCACGCUGCCGCCUCCGCGUCCCGGCGAGCCUUCGUGCGCCUGGGGUGGUGCUCGCUAAUGGUGCCUGAUGUAGGUAAUGUAAUGGAAACACCUGACCUGUGGUGCGUGACUAAUAGCUCUCUCUUCUUUCCUUCCAGUUACUUCAGCAGUCCAAACAACGGGUUCCUACGCCAUCCUUUAGGAGGCCUCGCCGGCUACAAGCACGGAUCCGCACCCUUCCUCGGGGGCGUUCCUACUCCACCCACCACGUCUUCCUCCGCUAAAGAUACUGACAAAAAGGUGGACCCAGUGCCAGUCACAUCGGCGGCAGGCCUCGGCCCGAUGCCUCCCCACCCCGGAGCGUCUCCGAUGUUCCCCGGCGCGGGCCUUCCAGGCUUCCCAGGGUUCCCUCUCGUGGACAUGUCCUCCACUCAGGUCCUUCUCAACAUGGUGCGCAACGCAUCAGCUGCGCAACAGUCACAGUUGGAAAACUACCUGCGUGGCGCUAUGAAGAGGCCAGCAGACGCCCCUACCUCCCCUCUUGAUCUCUCCGCGUCCGUCGCCACGAAGAGACCGAGGACAGAAACUUCUAAACCUUUCGACGUGAAGAGCCUGUUUAGUUUGCCGCACGAAGAGGAGAAGAAGGCAGAAGCCAAGGCGCUCACCAACAGGUCACCCACACCGCCUAAGCCUCGGCCUACGCCCUCGCCUGGCACGCACAAGCCGCCCACCCCGUGCUCCGACAAGAACUGCCCGAGUCUGGAGUCCAUCGGUCACUGGACAGUCGACGACGUCUGCUCUUUCGUCGGGAGCAUAGAGCUGUGCGCCGAAUAUGUUGAGGCGUUCCGUGAGCAGCGAAUCGACGGGUCUGCCCUACCGCUACUGACGGAGGAGCAUCUUACUUCUAGCAUCAACAUGAAGCUUGGUCCCGCUCUCAAGCUGCGUUCGGUGUUAGCACGACGCUUAGGUGCUUGCAAUGUGUGUCUUCACUGCGACCACUGCCACACGCAGAGUCAGGAGCGACGGCCGGCAUCAGCUUCGUCAGGGCAGUAGUCAAGCCCCUCCUGGCACGACACUGACGCCCACACUAAACCCCUAUGGGCAUCCCUACAUUGCCUCGAAGGUACCUAAGUAACGAUGGAACAGUGGGACAUUUGUGCCUUCUGACAUGUACACAAGCCGAAAGAAUCACCUCAGGACAUCACUGCGAGGCUAAAGAAAUUUCACCCUGCCCCCUCGCGACCCGGGGGGGAGGGUGGCAACUCCUAUUUGUAACGCGGCGUCUUCGACUGUUCCGGCGACAGCAAGUGACCGACGGAGGAUUCGGAACUGUACAUAAACCGAUCUUCAUAUAAAUGAAGUAAAACGAACAAAAGACUUGUGCUGAACCACCGGGCGAUAAGUGGAUUCUCAUUCAAGUAAACGAACUUUUUAAAGUGUUUAUGUAAUUGAAAACUUCCUCCGUAAUAUAAAAGAAAGUCACUUAAAGACUUUACCUUAGUUAAGUGCAGUCCAGUGAGGACAAAUAAUGAAGGUGCUCUUACCUGUAGAUGUUUACUGACAGACAAAUCAUAGUUGCUGUUGCUUAGUCGACCAAGGAGACGUUCCGUAGGUGCAUUUAAACGAGGCAUGCGCUUAAUAGGACCAUAUUCUGAAACAUAAUUUGACUGUGCCAUCUGCAAGGGACGAAAUAAACCAAGACAUUCCAUUCAAGUUGAGUAAACACAUGAUUAUUUUGUUAUUAUCCUCAUGCUUAUUGACGUACGAUGAGGCCAGAGACCACCAUACACCCAGCUCAAGAGAUGUUUCAGAAUGUGGCGCUGCUUAGUGCUUCCCGGCGCCGAAUGAUUAUCAUUCAUCGCCUUCAAAAGACAAAAAACUCGCUCAAGAUUUUCAAGUCAUAAUAAUUUUGAACUUUUGUUAUUUUUUCAUAUAGAUUGCCCAAUUUUUUUUGUUUUCGUUGUACAACCGUUCACACAAAAUGUACAUUGCAAGGAAUACCUCAACAGGUUAGUUGUUUUUUGCUGAUUAAAUGCAUUGCAACUUAUAUUUUUAGAAAUGCAAAAAGCUAAAGCUAACAAUGAAUGACACGUGCUGUAGAGUUUAGCUUGGAGCCCUCGGUAGCUUUGCAAGGGAGAAGAGAGUGGCUGGUCAGAGCUGUGACUAUCUGUGCAGACCACGCGUUUCCCUUACAAAACAAACCUGUGUUAACCCAAAGAUUAUUAAUAAGGCAAACUUUAGUCAUUUUGAUGGUAGAGGCAUAUAGAUGGUUCAGUAUUUAUUUGUGUAUGACUUUGUGCAGCCUGUGUUGUAAUUAAAAGGGUAGUCUGUAAAAUGUACAUAUUUUAUUGUUAAUUUUGUUUACAGCUUUCCCCGAAUUACAGAGGGAAAACUUUUGAGUCACCAGUUUUUUUUUCUUUAUUUUUUUGUUGAGUGUGUCAGCAAAUUGUUUCUUGUUUUCAUUGUAGUCACUCACCUCCAGCAAUCACUAACAAGGCCAUUCGUGGAUGAUAGUUACGUAAUCAAACCACUUGUGUAUUAUUUAGAAUCUAUCUGCAGUCCUGUAUAACAUCACAUUCUGUAUCGAGAGCUUUAAUUUCCUUCAGUGUUAUGCAUAUUCGAAAUUGUUUACAAAAAACUCAAGCAUCAUUUUCAAGCUACAGUUACAUUGAGUGUUGGCACAUUCCAUGCACCACCGCACCGUGACUGUACCGUGAUCACUGCCAUGUACCGACAUUUCCCACCUAUCGUCCAGCGUUUUGGUCGCCUCCGCUUCAUCAUUAUACUCUCAUUUCCCAUUGAUUAUCACUCACCUGUACGCUGCAUUCUAAGCCGCUGUCAUCCUCCAGUGUGUGUUUAUAGACCUGUUUUAUACGUUUUUGUACAUAGACAAAUUAUAAAUGGAAAUUCUGAAAUGAAUGAUGUUUUAUAUUCUAUUUUAGUGAACGAAUACCCGGUGGUUUGCUCGGGAAUAGCACUGGGUCUCUCGGUCAGUGGAACGGUAGCUCAUGUGGGACAACAAAGUACAUGCACAAACACAUGCAAGUACAAUUUAGCACAUGUACUGAAUCACUGACUCUCCCAGAGACUUGGAGGUUGCUAGACUGAGCAUACGAGGGGCUGCAGGGUCGGGUGCGAGCAAUAAAUAUAUAUAUAAUAAAUAAAAGGUUUUCGAGGUUUCAUGAAAACUACAAAGUGAAAAUUAUUUUGUUUGUUUAUAAUAUUAAUUUCUAUUGGGAUGGCUUGUAAUACACAACACACCAUAUUGUAAAUAUUAUAACACCACAAUAAAGAAAUGAA
Molecule: messenger RNA, 3371 nt
Organism: Penaeus vannamei (Pacific white shrimp)
Lineage: Eukaryota; Metazoa; Arthropoda; Malacostraca; Decapoda; Penaeidae
Source: RefSeq, a predicted model, not a curated record